CAACACUGGAGCUUCACUUGUCACUGUCAGCCUUGAUGUGUUAUUUUGGGUCAGGGGCUUGCGCCCCCCACAGUGUGCCUGCAUAAUGGGCAGCGAUGGGGCGCAGCUGGCAGGCGCCCACGAGUGGGCGUACCGCGGCGAGGGCAACUGCAACCUGGUGGUCGGGCUGCAGGGCGCGCGCCAGAUCCUCCGCAUACGCAAAACCGAAAAGCCCCAAUCGCUGCUCGGCUGGAUUCUGGUGCUGCUCACCGACCUGAUCGAGUGGUGCUCGGGCAAGGCCUGCGGCGACGAGGCGCGCGACCUGGCCUUCUACUGCCAGGUAAUGCGCCCCCUGAUUGGCGCCCACUACACCUCGGAGGCGCGCAUGGUGGCGCUUAGCAGGCCGCAGCUCCAGCUGAUCCUAGAGGGCGUGCGCCAGCGGCGCCCAGAUCACCGCCGGCACAAGACGCUGCAGCUGGGCAGGGCUGCGCUGUUCAGCGACUUCGCCUUCCUGCCGCCGCGUUUCGACCAUCUGGACUUCAUCGGGGACACUUUCGCCGUCGAACUCAAGCCGAAGCAGGGCUGGCGCCCGCCCAAGGAGCGCCUGGCGCUCCCCCAGUGCCUCUACUGCAUGCACCAGCUGCUCAAGCUGCAGACGGGGCGCGUCCAGGGCCGCACCGACUACUGCCCUGAGGAGCUCUUCUCCGGCGACCCUGGGCGCAUGCGGCGCGCCUUAAGGCACCUGCUAGCCGCGCCCCAGAACAAUCUGAAGAUCUUCCGCAAUGGGGCGCAGUGCUUCGACGACCGGCGCCGCAGCCUCUCCGUUCUGCAGGAGCUUUUCCAAUCGGCCGCCGAUCCUCUGGAACUGGCCGACGAGUUCUGCGCCCUGCUGCAGCGCUGCCUCCUACUGGACCUGAGCGGGACUGGCGAGGGGCAGUGCCCCCACUGCCCCCCCACCCACCUGCCUCCGGGCUGCGUCCUGGGGCGCAUCCUCAGCGCCCAGCAGCUGGACCAAGAGGGCACGCACUCCACCUACAAGAAGCUCUGCAAGGGCGGCCAGUCGGGGAACUUUGACUACGUCGACCGAGUGCUGGGCGCGCUGGCUGCACAGGCGCAGCCCUGCAUGCGCUGCGCCCUGGGGCGCAUCGCGCGCCAAUGUGCGCUGGACCUGCUGUUUGCGCCCUACCUCGUAGCGGCCGUUGCUAAGGACUGCUCCCUCAUGGUGACGCUGAGGCGAGUGCCCCACAGUGACGCGGAGCUUCAGGGGCGCACCCUGGGCACACCCUAUGGGGCCUUUGUGGUCAACGUGGGGGUUUUCGACUUGUACCCCAAGCCCAUGGACACCAUCCUCAAGCACCAGCGGCGCAACCGCGAGAUCUUCAAGGCCCUCAAACGGCCCCAAGUGUUAAAUUAAUUAAUAAUUAAAUAAACUGGUCGAUUGGAAAAGGA
Molecule: messenger RNA, 1428 nt
Organism: Dendroctonus ponderosae (mountain pine beetle)
Lineage: Eukaryota; Metazoa; Arthropoda; Insecta; Coleoptera; Curculionidae
Gene: Ipk1
Product: inositol-pentakisphosphate 2-kinase
Exons: 3
Coding region: 86-1393 (435 amino acids)
Biological process (GO): inositol phosphate biosynthetic process
Cellular component (GO): nucleus
Molecular function (GO): inositol-1,3,4,5,6-pentakisphosphate 2-kinase activity; ATP binding
Source: RefSeq, a predicted model, not a curated record